ACUGCGUUUUCGGGCGGGGGUUAAAAGACAGGCAACAGUAUUAUUUAAGCCUCCUUUGUAAUUUACAAAAUCUGUCCAAAGCCAUCUUUUUGUUACUUGUGUUUUGCUUAAUUUCUUCGGCAUUGAUAUAUAUACUUAACUUUUAAAUAGGGAAAAGGGAACAGAGAAAGGCACUGCUAUGGAAAUCCUCAGGUUUUCCGGUUGAAAUAUGGGGACCACGGAGAAGUAAUGUUUUUGUUUCUGGCACUGAAAGAGCGAAAUCAAGGUAAAAGCGGAGGGAGAUCGAGGGGUUCCACUUUGUGACUCUCCUUCUGUCUUCUCUCCCGAGUUUGAUUCAAAGUUAAGAUCCAAGAUGGCGGCCGACUCCGUGCAGGGUGAUGCCAGAGGUCAGAUGGUUUCCGAGAGGCUCGGCUUAGGCCACAAUCUGGACUUGUCAGACACCAUGGUGCAGCAGAAGCUGGACGAGAUCAAAGACCAGAUCAAACGAGAGAUCCGUAAGGAGCUGAAGAUCAAGGAAGGCGCGGAGAAUCUGAGGAAAGUCACCACAGACAAGAAGAGCUUGGCUUAUGUGGACAACAUGCUGAAGAAGUCCAAUAAGAAGGUUGAGGAGCUGCAUCAGGAGCUGCAGGAGCUCAAUGCACACAUAGUGGUGAAGGACCCUGAGGAGCUCCUAAUGUCCCCAUGCCCCCUUACUCCAGAUACCCCCAGUAGUGAAGCACGCGUGUGUGCCAACAGCAGCCGCCUCGCAGCUCUGAAGAAACAAAUUGAUAUCGAGCUUAAAGUCAAACAGGGAGCUGAGAACAUGAUACACAUGUAUUCCAACGGGUCCUCCAAGGACAGGAAGCUGCUUGCCACAGCACAGCAGAUGCUUCAGGACAGCAAAACGAAGAUUGAAUUCAUCAGGAUGCAGAUUCUCAAAGGCAGCCAGACCAGCGAGAUGAGCACCGAGAACAAUGAUGGCAUGGUCUCUUCGACCAAACCUAUUAUCAGUCCACUAGACUUGCGUUUGGAGGAACUGCGACACCACUUCAGAAUAGAGUCUGCAGUUGCUGAAGGUGCCAAGAAUGUCAUGAAGCUGCUGGGGUCAGGAAAGGUCACAGAGAAGAAAGCCCAUUCAGAGGCCCAGGCCCGCUACAAUGAGUCCAGUCAGAAACUGGACCUGCUGAAGUAUUCUCUGGAGCAGAGACUGAGCGAGCUCCCCAAAAAUCACCCGAAGAGCAGCCUGAUCAUGGAGGAGCUGACCAUGGUUGCGUCUCCUCCCCUCAGCCCUAGACAGAGCAUCAUCUCCACACACAACCAGUACAGCACUGUCGCCAAACCUGCCGCUCUCACUGGUACUUUAGACGUUAGGCUGAUGGGCUGUCAAGACCUUUUGGAGAACGUUCCGGGUCGGACAAAAGCUGGGUCGGUGGCUUUACCUGGCUGGAGCCCCAGUGAGAACCGCUCGUCCUUCAUGAGUCGCGGAACCAAGAAUAAGAGCGGCAGCAGCCGCAACCUCUCCAAAUCAGAGGAACUGUCCAAUGAGAUCAGUGCUGUACUGAAGCUGGAUAACACCGUGGUGGGCCAGACAAGCUGGAGACCAGUUGGCAACCAAGCCUGGGACCAGAAGUUCACACUGGAGCUCGACCGGUCACGGGAGCUGGAGAUAGCUGUUUAUUGGCGGGACUGGCGAUCUUUGUGUGCUGUGAAGUUCCUUCGUCUGGAAGACUUUCUAGAUAAUCAGCGUCAUGGCAUGUGCCUCUAUCUAGAGCCACAGGGAACUCUUUUCGCUGAGGUUACUUUUUUCAACCCAGUUAUUGAAAGAAGACCCAAACUACAAAGGCAAAAGAAAAUUUUCUCAAAGCAACAAGGUAAAACGUUCCUGCGUGCUCCUCAGAUGAACAUUAACAUCGCUACAUGGGGUCGACUGGUGAGAAGAGCCAUUCCCUCAGUAAAUAACUCCUUCAGCCCACAGGUGGCUGAACUCAACUCUGAACUAAACCCUGAAACUGGACCCCUCAGUCACCCUGAGACACCCUCAUCACCCAGUGAUCCCACUGUGACUAAACUAGACUUUGACAAAGGAGCCACCCCUCCCCCAAAACGUCAUUCCGUAGCCGUGGAAAUUGUGGAACCUCCCCCAGAGAACAAGGCAGAAGAUGGAAAGGAGUUACAGGAUGUCUUAGCUACUUUUGAUUUCCUGAACGACAGUAGGAACAGCAUCGUGGUCAAACCGGACCUCGAUAACCAGGUAGAGCACCAGGAGCAGCAGCCCAGUUUAGAACUGACGACUUUAGAACAAAAAACUGAAACAAGGGAAGAAGAAUUCCAGUUUAAUCUCACUGACUUUAAAUGUGUGGCGGUUCUUGGACGUGGACACUUUGGGAAGGUGUUGCUCGCUGAAUACAAGGUCACAGGAGAGAUGUUUGCCAUCAAAGCUUUGAAGAAAGGAGACAUUGUAGCUCGAGAUGAAGUUGACAGCCUAAUGUGUGAGAAGAGGAUCUUUGAGACGGUCAAUAGCGUCCGCCAUCCCUUCCUGGUCAACCUGUUCGCAUGUUUCCAGACCAAGGAGCAUGUUUGUUUUGUCAUGGAGUAUGCGGCAGGUGGAGAUCUCAUGAUGCACAUCCACGCCGAUGUCUUUUCAGAACCUCGUGCCGUCUUCUAUGCAGCUUGUGUGGUUUUGGGACUGCAGUUUCUUCAUGACCAUAAGAUAGUCUACAGGGAUUUGAAGCUAGAUAACCUGCUGCUGGACACUGAGGGAUAUGUGAAGAUCGCUGACUUUGGCCUCUGCAAAGAAGGAAUGGGCUUUAGAGACCGCACCAGCACUUUCUGCGGCACUCCCGAGUUCUUGGCGCCCGAGGUUCUGACUGAGACGUCGUAUACACGUGCAGUGGACUGGUGGGGUCUGGGUGUGCUUAUCUUCGAGAUGCUGGUGGGAGAGUCACCCUUUCCCGGUGACGAUGAAGAGGAGGUGUUUGACAGCAUUGUUAACGAUGAAGUUCGUUACCCACGAUUCCUUUCGACUGAAGCCAUCUCCAUUAUGAGAAGGUUGUUGCGGAGAAACCCGGAAAGACGUCUUGGGGCAGGGGAAAAGGAUGCAGAGGAAGUGAAGAAACAUCCAUUUUUCCGAACCGUGGAUUGGAAUGCUCUGCUAGCUAAGAAGGUGAAACCACCGUUUGUCCCUACUAUAAAAGGUCGCGAGGACGUUAGCAACUUUGAUGAGGAGUUCACCUCAGAGGCUCCGAUCUUGACUCCGCCCCGCGAGCCCAGGGUGCUGACUGGCACUGAGCAGGACAUGUUCAGUGACUUUGACUACAUCGCUGACUGGUGUUAGCCCCGCCCUCUCCCACACCCCUCUCUCUCUCUCUCCUCCCACACAUACACAACACUGUGAAGCAAACUGCAUAGCCGCUGCAAUCCACUACCACAAGCAACUUUCUCCUUCAAGGAUUCACAGCAGUGAACGUUUUUCCUGUGAGCAGAAACUAAAGCUAGCUCGAACCUUUAUGAACACGCUAAAGCAGACAUGCUCCCUUAAGUCACUACAGCAGCCGUGCCCUCUUAAGCACACCGCACAGUGAACCUCAUCACCUUAAGGAUACACUACAGCAGAGGAGCUCUCUUAAGGGUAACCUACAGCAGACACUACCUUAAGGGCACACUACAUAAAACUGGUUCCUUAAAUGACUCAAUCCUUCUUUAUUGCCUCUUCUGUGCCAUUAAAGGGAGUGGCUUA
This is a messenger RNA of Chanos chanos (milkfish), 3715 nucleotides long. RefSeq names its product protein kinase N2b (gene pkn2b). Gene Ontology annotation, molecular function: small GTPase binding; protein serine/threonine kinase activity; ATP binding. Lineage: Eukaryota; Metazoa; Chordata; Actinopteri; Gonorynchiformes; Chanidae. The transcript is spliced from 22 exons. Bases 353 to 3313 code for a protein of 986 amino acids. Gene Ontology annotation, biological process: protein phosphorylation; signal transduction. The record is from RefSeq and is a predicted model, not a curated record.